This is a messenger RNA of Anopheles nili, 1128 nucleotides long. Its product is annotated as D-beta-hydroxybutyrate dehydrogenase, mitochondrial. Bases 1 to 1128 code for a protein of 375 amino acids. NCBI's taxonomy places the organism in Eukaryota, Metazoa, Arthropoda, Insecta, Diptera, Culicidae. The record is from RefSeq and is a predicted model, not a curated record. The transcript has 6 exons.
AUGCAACCGAGUACAUCGAGUAAGCGACCGUCCCUCUGUCUUGGAAAGGCCGGGAAAGCGAAACGCCCGCGACAGCUGCCGUGGGAUCUGAUCGAUCGACUGCUGGUACCGAUUAUUUGCUGCCACGCUGCAGCGAUUCUCGUUUCCGGUGUGCUGAAUCUGCUGCGAAUUUCCCAGGUGUCCGCCUUCGUCCUGUUCAUACUAUUCACCAUCCUGACCGUUAGCGGUGUGCUCGUCUACCACAGCCUCCAGAUCUCACCCCUGGGAAAGGCGGUCCUUGUUACCGGCUGCGAGUCACUGCUCGGCCGUACCCUAGCCAAGCGCCUGGAUGACCUUGGAUUCACCGUGUUUGCCGCGUUCAAGAAGCUGCAGGACAGCACCGAUGCGGCCACCCUGAAGGAGACCUCCUCGGGCCGUCUGAAACUGCUCCAGCUGAAUGUGACCAGCGAAGUCGAGAUGCUGAAGGCUUCGUUGUCCAUCGUAGAACAGCUUCCCGAAGGAGAACCGGGUCUGUGGGCGUUGAUACACUGCGAUCUGUGGAGUGCACUCGGUGAACUGGAAUGGGUUCCAUUUCCCGUCCUGCGGAAGUCCUUCGAUAUUAACGUUCUCGGAGCCUCAAGGUUGACGCAGAUCAUGCUGCCAUUAAUUCGACAAAAGCAGGGUCGCGUUGUAUUUCUGUCUUCGGCUCUUGCUCAUUUGCCUUCGCCUGUACGAGGCGUUCCCUGUGCGACGCAGGCUGCCCUCGAAGGACUCGCUGCUUGUCUACGUCAGGAGCUGAAGCCCCGUGGUGUCGGAGUGUCGAUCGUUUGUGCAGGUGAGUUGGCUGCUGGUAACGCCUGGCUUAACGACAAGGAUAUGCGCGAACAGGCCAAAGCAAUGUGGAUGCUGCUUAGCGAGGAACAACGAGUGGUUUACGGCGAAGAGUACUUCGAGCAAGCGAUCCGUUCGUUGGAACCGUGUGAAAGAGAGGAAGACGAGUUUCAGUCAACCGUGGUCGCUAUGACGGAUGCCAUUGUGCGCACUUUCCCGGUUUUCCGCUACACACCACUUACGCGCCAGGAAAAGCUGCAAACCAUCGUCGCCGAACAUCUACCGGGAGCUUUGUACGAGAUUAUGUACAAAGCCUGA